Molecule: messenger RNA, 3172 nt
Organism: Selaginella moellendorffii
Lineage: Eukaryota; Viridiplantae; Streptophyta; Lycopodiopsida; Selaginellales; Selaginellaceae
Product: nucleolar protein 6
Exons: 25
Coding region: 8-3028 (1006 amino acids)
Biological process (GO): tRNA export from nucleus; rRNA processing
Cellular component (GO): UTP-C complex; small-subunit processome; CURI complex
Source: RefSeq, a predicted model, not a curated record
GUCGCCAAUGGAUUCGGCGCUGGCGCAGCUCAAGCUCGAGGCGCUCCUCGCCGAGAUCCGUGUCGAUUACGGCGAUCUUGAGCCGGCAGUGGAUGCGGCGAUCGGAGCGGUCAAGGAUGCUCUGAUGAAAAUCCCGGAGGAAAAGGUUCCAAGGUCGCUCGCCAGUGGAUUCUUGGAUGACCUUGGUGUUCCUGAGGACAAGUCUUUGCUCGAGUUUAAGAGACCCGAAUCUUUCACUUUAGUCGGUAGCUACUCAACACGAACAAUGGCAAGGCCUGCUACAGUCGUGGAUUUGGCGAUGCGUAUUCCAAAGGCUUGUUUCUACGAGAAGGACUACCUUAACCAUCGUUACCAUGCUAAGCGCGCUCUUUACUUGGCAUACGUUUUCAAGAUCCUUUCCAAAUGUGGGCUUUUUAAGAGCAUCGAGUGGGCAUUUCUUCACCAUGAUGCCCGUAAGCCAGUGUUGGUUCUUCACACAGCCUCAGGAAUGUUUGACCUUCGUGUGAUACCUACGAUCUCUAGCAACGUUUUUGAUAUCUCGAAACUUGACGACGGAAGAAGUAAUGUGCAUAAUGAAGGGACUGGAGAGCCGCUUCAGGCUACACCAAGCUAUAACGGUAGCAUCCUUGAGGACAUGUUUGUAGAAGAACUCAGCACUGUGGAAAAGAACUUGUUAUGCCAUUCUGGAAGGUUGCAAGAGGCUGUGAUGCUUUUGAAGGUAUGGUUACGGCAAAGGAGCUCUUAUGCUCAGCCGGAUACUAUGAAUGGAUUCCUCCUAUCGAUCAUGAUUCUCCAUUUGAGUAGUGUAGCCGGUGGUCAGCGGCUGUCUAAUCACAUGACGGCCUUGCAAAAUUUUCGCGUUUCUUUAGAGAUGAUCGCGAAGUAUGAUGUGUUGGGAAAAGGCUUCAGACUAGAACUUCAGGGGACUGAAAGGAGACCAGCUCUGAUGGUUGACGAGUCUCGAGUUCUAUUUCCUGAUACAUAUGGAACGAAUCUUUUGUUUCGGAUGACAAAGAACUCAUUGAAAGAGCUUAAGCUUUUUGCGGAGCGUACCCUCGAGGCCAUGACCGCUGACAGUGGCUUUCAAGAGUCCUUUCUUGCGGCAGUUGAGUUUGCAUCUUACUUUGAUUGCCAAAUCAGGCUGGAAAUCGACGACACGUCGAAAUGUGAUUUCUCUAAUGAUGGGGCGUGGAGAGGAAGUGAAGGAAAGGCUGAGAACGUCCUAAGUAAAGCUUUGAAAGAUAGAACAAAACUAGUGCGAGUUCUCAGGAGAACUAUUGCGAGCGGCUGGAAUCCAAAGAAGGGUCUGUCGAAGUUCCUGCCCUCGAAAAUCCAGAUUGGAGCUAUACUGAACGACAUAGAGAACGCCUACAGAAUGGUUGAUGUGGGGCCAAGCGCAGACAAAAAAGAAGAGUCAGCAAAAUUUCGAUCCUUUUGGGGUAAAAAGGCCGAGCUUCGUAGGUUCAAGGACGGAACAAUUGCAGAAGCAGUUGGGUGGGAGUGUGAACCAUGGAAGCGUCAUCUUAUCAUAGCUCGAGUUUCGGAAUACAUCCUUAUCAGGCACUUUGCUGGCGCAGGACCGGUUGAAACAGUUUCUGACCAACUAGAUUUUUCUUUACUAGACAAAAAUCAAGAUUCUAUCGGAAGCACACCUAAGAUUUUACAAGCGCUGGAAGAGUUUACAAAGCGCCUCAAAGCGCUUGCUCUUCCUUUAAAAAUUUCCUCUGUACAACCUAUUAGCGCUGCUUUCAGGCAUGCUGCAGUGUACACACCUCGGCCUAGGCAUUCUACCAAGGGAGGUGUUGUAGGCGUGUUUUUAGAACCUUUGGAAGUAAUGAUACAGUUAGAGGGAUCGGGUCGAUGGCCAAACGACGUGAUUGCAAUCAAGAAAACAAAAGCGGCCUUUUGUUUGAAAAUUGCGGAUAGCAUGCACAAGCAGUGGCAUCUAGAUUCUGUUGUAUCUGAAGAUGCAGUCGACAUUUUGAUGAAUGGCUUUGCAUUUCGGAUUUCUAUAGCCUACGAAAAGGAUCCCACGCUUAUAAAACACAAGGACAUGGCGGCUAUCAGUAAUAUCAGUAUCAAGGAUGAUCUUAUAUUUCAUAGCGUUCAUUCCAGCACAUUAAAUGGCUUGCAGGGAAGGUGUCCCGCUUAUGGUCCUACUGUCAGGCUUGCAAAGAGAUGGAUUGGUGCCCAUCUUUUCUCCGACGUCAUUACAGAGGAGGCUAUUGAGUUGCUGGUCGCUUACAUUUUCACUCGACCACAGCCAAUGUUUCCACCUUCAACGAGAAUUACUGGCUUUCUGAGAUUUCUUAGAUUGCUCGCAAACUAUGACUGGCACCUUUCUCCUUUAAUUGUGGACAUCAACGGAGAUAUGUCUUCGAAAGAUCGGGAGACUGUAGUGGCUUUUUUCGAGGCUACUAGAAGAGGUGAACACGCCGACUUCUACGAGGGUUCAAAAGAAGGACCUGCUAUGUUUAUUGCCACAUCGUAUGACAUGCAGUCGGUCACUUCUACAAGGUGUUCGCCUUUAAAGCCAGCUCUGAAAAGGCUUGUUGCGUAUGCCAAAAGCUCUGCGGCACUGCUAACGAGCAAUAUAACUGGAAUGGACAACAGAUGGCAGUCAUUGUUUCGAACUCCACUGAAUUGUUACGAUACCGUCCUUGUCUUGCAACGGAAAAGCUUACCCCACCCAGGCCGUGUGCUUUUCUCUCCUGAGUUGGGGAAGCUCCAAGCUGCGUUCGUCUGUCCGGAUGUUAGAAGCCAUCUCGCGUUCCGCACAAACCAGCUAUUUGUCGGUUUCAAUCCAGUCGUGGAGUUUGUGCAAGAUAUCAAGGCAAAAUUUGGUGACUACUAUGACGUGUGGUACGACGUUUUGGGAAGCGACGUCAUCGGACUCACCUUGCAAAAACAGGAGGUGUUUGUUGGAACUAAAAGAAAACGUAACGACGAGAACUCUAUCGCGGAGAACCUCGUGAGUUUAGGCAAGGGUCUUGUGGCGAGCAUAUACUUGAAAGUGAAGGAAAAGUAAAAUCACUGUAAACUGAGCAAGAUUAAAAGCCUCUCGCCGAUUUACUGAUAAGAGGCAACUUGUUGAUUAGUUCCGAGUGUUCACCUAUAGAACAAUGGUUUAUUUAAAGCUGCGACCUUAUCAGGGCUCUUUACAGUUUGUGUA